ACGGCCAAAGUCUCACUCCAAAACCAUAAAGCCGAUCUGCUCUGGUGUACCUGUUCUCCCGCAUCGCUUCUUCAACUCCAAGACUCUCGUACUCGAAACAGGAAACUCGAGAGCACUGCAUCAAAUUUAGGAAGCCGUGUCCAAUGGGAAUUGAAGGAAAUCUCAGUUCGGACCAGCUUCAGUCCUUCCACUCUCAGGGGUAUGUCGUGAUUGAAUCUUUUGCAAACCUUGAAGAAAUGGACGCCAUGAGGGAGAGAAUGGACCAGUUGCUCAAUGAGUUUGACUGUUCCGCUGCUUCUAUCUUCUCUACCAGGAACCAGCAACAGUCGACCGAUGAGUACUUCUAUGCGAGUGCGGAGAAGAUAUCGUUUUUUUUCGAGGAGCGAGCAUUUGACGAUCAUGGUCAAUUGAAGCAGCCAAAGCAACUGUCUAUCAACAAAGUUGGCCAUGCACUGCAUGAGCUUGACCCUGCAUUUAAAAAAUUCUCGUGCUCAGAAAAAGUAGCAAGUUUGCUAUCAUCCCUAGCUUAUAAGAGGCCAGUGGUCAUUCAGUCAAUGUACAUAUUUAAGCAACCAGGUAUAGGAGGUGAAGUAGUGCCACACCAGGACAAUUCAUUUCUUUAUACUGAACCACCAACUUGCACAGGACUUUGGCUGGCUUUAGAAGAUGCAACAAUAACAAAUGGUUGCAUCUGGGCCAUUCCUGGAUCGCAGAAAAAUGGGCUUGUGAGAAGGUUCAUUAGAAAUGAGGAAGGGGUACACUUUGAUCGGCCAUCCCCGGCUUAUGAGCAUAAAGAUUUUGUGCCUAUUGAAGUGAAAGCUGGUUCUUUGGUGGUCAUUCAUGGUGAUCUUAUUCAUCAAAGUUUUGUGAAUCAGUCCGCAAAGUCACGGCAUGCAUACAGCUUGCAUGUGGUAGAUACUGAUGGCUGCGAAUGGGCUCAAGAAAAUUGGUCCAUCCGUGCGUCGGUCCUAGUAGAUAAAAGGACUAGGGAGGUUAUUUUGGUUAGCUUACGAUGGAAUCCAGGGAUAUCACUGCCAAUAUAGGUGGCAGUAGUAGUGAGGGUGCCGGCCCCGAGGCUGGUAACGACUCUACUAGUGUGUUACGUGAAUUCGCACAGCAGCUUAUGGCUGAGGUAGUGCGUACGAAUAGAGGGCAGGAUCGUCCUAUGACUGAGUUGGGUUGCUCUAUUGAGCAGUUCACCAGAUUGAAGCCCUCUGCUUUUGUGGGCGGUACAGAUCCAGUUCGUGCUGAGAAUUGGAUCCAGGAGAUCGAGAAGAUCUUAGGUGUGUUAAAUUGCACUGAAAAGCAGAAAGUCACCUUCGCCACGUUCAAGUUGGCAGGGGAGGCUGAGAGAUGGUGGGGGUCGGUAAAGCAGAUGGAGGAGCACCGACCGAUACCGAUAGUGUUGACAUGGGCCCGAUUCAAAGAGCUCUUCUUUGAACGUUAUUUUCCGGCCACAAUGAGAAAUGCGAAAAUGGAGGAAUUUAUGAAUUUGACGCAGGGUUCACUGACAGUGCAGCAGUACGCUGCCAAGUUCCAGGAGCUGUCUCGAUUUGCUCCAUUCGUGAUUCCUGAUGAAGCAAAGAAGGCUUGGAAGUUUCAGAGGGGUCUGAGGAGCGAGAUCCGUAAGCAGACGGCGAUUCUGCAGUUACAGGAUUUUGCUACGUUGGUUGAUAAAGCCACGGUAGCAGAGGAGUGUUUACUAGAGGAUGCAGAGGUUCAGGUUACGAAGAAGAGGCCAGCGCCUCCUAAUUAUUCAUCGGGGGCAGGACAGAGUAAAUGGAAGAAAAAUAGUAGUGGCACGUCCCAGAAUGCCGCAAGUGUUCCACAUUGCUCUUUAUGUGGUAAGAAACACCAGGGGCAGUGUUGGUUGUCUACGGGAGCCUGUAUGCGGUGUGGUAGACAAGGACAUCAGAUGAGAGACUGUCCGAGGCAGAGGAAUGAUGGAGUCACACAGAAGCAAUACAGAGGGAAUGCUCCGACACAGCGUGGUGGUCAGCAGGGGGGUACUGCCCAGGCUAGGGUAUAUUCUCUGACUCCUGGUGACGCUGAGAACGCUGGUGACGUGGUCACAGGUACUAUUUAUGUGUUUUUUUCAUGAAGCUAUAGUACUUUUUGAUUCUGGAGCUACGCAUUCUUUUAUUUCCCGUAAUUUUGUUAAAUUAUGUGGUUUGGAGGUGCAACUGUUGGAUUAUGAAUUGGUAGUGACUACGCCGUCUGGGUCUGUAGUCGGGUGUAGUAAGUUAGUCCAUAACUUCCCUGUGGAAAUUCAGGGAAGAAUACUACCAGUUAACCUAGUGGUCUAUGACAUGCAUGGUUUUGAUAUCAUCCUUGGGAUGGACUGGUUGUCGGCCAGUUAUGCUAGUAUUGAUUGCCACAGGCGAGAGGUGUUGUUUAAACCACCAGGGGAGCAGGAAUUCAAAUUCCAGGGGUCGUGUGUGCGUUCUACACCACGAAUUCUUUCAGCUUUGCAAGCUAGGAGGCUACUCCUAGAUGGCUGCCAAGGGUAUCUGGCGUUUGUGAAAGAUACGCCGGUUGAAAAAAAUAAGUUGGAAACAAUUGCUGUAGUGUGCGAGUUCCCUGACGUGUUUCCAGAGGACUUGCCAGGGUUACCUCCAGAUAGGGAAGUGGAAUUCGCGAUAGAGCUAGUUCCAGGUACGGCGCCGAUAUCGAAAGCUCCGUACCGUAUGGCUCCAGCUGAAUUGAAAGAACUGAAGGAACAACUUCAGGAGCUCCUAGACAAGGGAUACAUUCGUCCUAGUAUUUCUCCUUGGGGAGCUCCCGUUUUGUUUGUUAAGAAGAAGGAUGGGUCGAUGAGAAUGUGCAUCGACUACAGAGAACUGAACAAGGUGACGAUAAAGAAUAAAUAUCCGCUACCUCGAAUCGAUGAUCUGUUUGACCAGCUUCAAGGCACGCAGAUCUACUCUAAGAUUGAUCUACGAUCUGGGUAUCACCAGCUGAAGGUGAAAGUGGAAGACAUUCCUAAGACGGCAUUUCGAACUCGGUAUGGCCAUUAUGAAUUUAUGGUUAUGCCUUUUGGUUUGACUAAUGCACCUGCAGCGUUUAUGGAUUUGAUGAACAGGGUCUUUCACGAAUAUUUAGACCGGUUCGUCGUGGUAUUUAUCGACGACAUCCUAGUGUAUUCUAGGAGCGCUGCAGAGCAUGAGGGGCAUUUGAGGCUUGUCUUGCAAAUGCUUAGGAAUAAGAAAUUGUAUGCUAAAUUGAAGAAGUGUGAGUUCUGGCUAGAGCAGAUUGCGUUUCUUGGUCACGUCGUGUCCAAGGAAGGUGUAUCUGUGGACCCGAGUAAGAUUGAAGCAGUAGUGAACUGGGCGAGACCGAAGAAUGUUCAGGAAGUAAGAAGCUUUUUAGGUCUUGCAGGUUACUACCGUCGUUUUGUAGAAGGGUUCUCCAGUUUAGCAGGUCCUUUGACGCGACUCACGAGGAAGAACGUGAGGUACGUUUGGACUGAGGAAUGUGAGUUGAGUUUCCAGGAGCUGAAACGGCGACUGGUUACUGCUCCAAUCCUGACCAUUCCUUCAGGGGAUGGUGGAUUCGUUAUUUAUAGUGACGCCUCUAAGAAGGGUCUUGGUUGUGUUCUAAUGCAGCAGAGCAGAGUAAUUGCUUACGCUUCUCGGCAACUUAAAGAGUACGAGAAGAACUACCCGACACAUGAUAUGGAAUUAGCAGCGGUAGUAUUUGCAUUAAAAAUUUGGAGGCAUUACUUGUAUGGUGAAAAGUGCGAGAUUUUUACUGACCAUAAAAGUCUUAAAUACUUUUUCACCCAGAAGGAGCUGAACAUGAGACAACGCAGGUGGCUAGAGUUGAUUAAAGACUACGACUGUGUUAUUAGCUAUCACCCAGGAAAGGCUAAUGUGGUAGCUGAUGCUCUGAGUCGGAAGUCUGUUGAUGCGUCUGUUUCAGCGAUUAGAGUUCAGCACCAAAUUUGUAUGGACUUGGAAAGGUUGGGCUUGGAAGUGGUAGAAGAAAAUCAUCAGGCUGUUCUUGCCAGCUUGGUGGUGCAACCGACCUUACAAGAGAGGAUCCGUGUAGCGCAAAAAGAGGAUCCAAAGUUAGUUGAGGUUAUAGAAGGAGUUCGGAAUGGUUUAAAGCCAGACUUCAGUAUUUCUGGUGAUGGGAUACUGAGAUUCCGCAGCAGGGUUUGCGUUCCGAAUGAUGCCGUGAUUAAACGGGUUAUUCUAGAGGAGGCACACCGUUCGCUCUACACUGUACAUCCUGGUAGUACGAAAAUGUACCGGGAUUUGAGGGAAUCUUUCUGGUGGUCUAAUAUGAAAAGAGAGAUCGCCCAAUUUGUAGAACAGUGCCUGACAUGUCAGCAGAUUAAAGCAGAACAUCAGAAGCCGGCAGGACCACUUCAACCACUCGACGUCCCUGAGUGGAAGUGGGAACAUGUCUCAAUGGAUUUUGUGACGGGUUUACCUGCGGCGAUGCAUGGGCAGAAUGCCAUAUGGGUUAUAGUAGAUCGGUUGACGAAGACUGCACACUUCAUUCCAAUCAGAGUCAGCUACUCUCUGAAUAAGCUGGCAGAACUUUAUGUGCAGGAGGUGAUACGACUCCAUGGUGUUCCUAUAUCUAUUGUUUCAGAUCGAGAUCCGCGUUUUACAUCUCGUUUUUGGAAAAGUUUACAGGAUGCCUUGGGAUCGCGAUUGAUGUUCAGUACGUCUUUUCACCCACAAACGGAUGGACAGUCGGAGAGAACUAUUCAAACGUUAGAAGAUAUGUUGCGGGCUUGUAUACUAGAUUUUGGUAAUAUUUGGAUACGAUAUCUACCGCUUGUUGAAUUUGCAUAUAACAACAGUUACCAGGCGAGCAUAGAGAUGGCACCUUAUGAGGCUUUGUACGGUCGUCGGUGUCGAUCUCCGUUGUACUGGGAUCAGGUAGGUGAGCGGCAGAUACUAGGUCCAGAACUGAUUCAGCAGACCUCUGCAAAGGUUGCAUUGAUCAGGGAAAGAAUUAAAGCAGCUCAGAGUCGACAAAAGAGUUAUGCUGAUACUCGUCGGCGAGAGUUGGAAUUUGAAAUAGGAGAUAUGGUAUUCUUGAGAAUCGCUCCGAUGAAAGGGGUGAUGAGAUUCGGGAAGAAGGGGAAGCUAAGUCCUCGGUAUGUCGGGCCUUUUGAAAUCCUUGAAAGGAUAGGUUCGGUUGCUUAUCGAGUGGCUUUACCUCCAGCAUUAUCCCAAGUUCAUGAUGUAUUUCACGUGUCUGUACUGAGGAAGUAUAUACCAGAUCCAUCACAUGUACUGAGUUACGAACCUCUAGAGAUCAGUGAGACUUUAUCAUAUGAGGAGGUACCAGUACUGAUAUUAGGUCGGAAAGUUCAGCAGUUACGGACUAGGGAAAUACCGCUAGUGAAUGUAUUAUGGCGUAACCAUACAGUGGAGGAAGCUUCAUGGGAGUUAGAGUCAGAAAUACGCCAGAAGUACCCGCAGUUAUUUUCGGAAGGUAUGUAAUUAUGUAUAGUAGUAUAGGUGGUAUGGUCUUCGGGAGAGUUUUGUGUGUGUAAUCUUCCGAAGCAUCACAUUGUAACCACGGUAUUCCUCCGCCAUAAGCGAGGGUAGAUAAUAACUUCGCGCCGGAGCUGCUUUGAGGGUGGCUGCCGACUCUUCUGUA
Molecule: messenger RNA, 5625 nt
Organism: Malania oleifera
Lineage: Eukaryota; Viridiplantae; Streptophyta; Magnoliopsida; Santalales; Ximeniaceae
Product: phytanoyl-CoA dioxygenase
Exons: 10
Coding region: 144-1043 (299 amino acids)
Molecular function (GO): zinc ion binding; phytanoyl-CoA dioxygenase activity; nucleic acid binding
Source: RefSeq, a predicted model, not a curated record